GCGGUUUGAUUUAAAGAUCUUGAACAGCAGGCGACAUGAAUCCCAAAAAACAUAAUCAGACGUCUGCACUGCUGCAUCUGUCUGCGCAAUGUCAAACGGGGACAGGCUGGUUUUAGUGCUUGGAGGAGCAGGAACAGUGGGUUCAGGAAUAGUGAAAGCACUCCUGGAUAAAGGUUUUAAGGUUGCUGUGAUUUCCAGAGACAACAGCAAGUUGGAAAAACUCAAAGGGUUUGUUUCACCAAACACAAAAACUAACCUGACCACCAUAGUGGGGAAUGUUGGCUCAGAGGAUGCAGCGGAAGAUGUAAAACAGGCCUUGAUCAAGUCAGUAGGGAAGAUCACAGAUGUGGUGUCUUCUCUGGGCUUCAGCUGGUGGCAGGGAGGUCCACCACACACUCAGCCCCUUAAAGAACUGCAGUGGGUUAUUGAGACUCUGCUAUAUAGCACAUUUGUGUCAUGGAAAGCUUUCUUUCCUCUGGUGAGAGAUGAUCCAAACAGCACCUACACUUUCAUUACAGGAGGUGCUGGAGAGAAAUUGUUAAUGCCUGGCACAGGGUUCCUGACCAUAGGUGCGGCAAGUGCCCUGGCUUUCUGUCAGGUUCUUCGUGAAGAGUACCCGGAGGUCAAAUGUAAACUCAACCAGGUGAAAAUCAACACAGGUGUGGCUGUCCCAGAACGAAUGGCCCCUGGGUACCUGAACCAUUUGGAUUUAGGCGAGGCUGUGGCUGCACUGGUGGAGCGCCGAAACAAAUCUCACACCAUUUAUCCCGUGAGCUGUCCUGCUGAUCUAAAAACUGUUAUCUUGGAGGGCAAUCUGUAAGCAUUCAAGCCCAGACUGAAAGCUACAUCUCUGUAUCCACUUUGUCUUGUUGUCAUUAUGCGUGUAUUGUUUAAUUGCAUGUCAACAAAGUUGUUUUAGUAGCCUAUGAAUAUUCACCGUCUUUUAAACAAAUAAGCAUAUUCAGUAAAACUGUACAGAGACUUCGGAGCGUAGUCGAGUCUGAAUGCAGAGCUCAACGAUGAAGUUAAAAUGUAUGAGGACAGGAUGUGAAAAGAAACUGUACUUUUCCUCAGUGAAAAAAAUUGGCAGGUCCUUCGAACACUUGGUCCACCUAGCGUGACUUCUUGCCCUCGUUCACCCAAAACUUAUCUGACUCUUAAACAGCUCCAAUUAUUCCUGGAUGUGUGGUCCAUAAAGAGCGUGUAAAGAAGGGUCAAGGGGUUCAGAAAUUACUGUCACCUAAACAGGAAAGAACUUGAGAAGAUUAUCUUUGUUAUUCUUAUUUACUGUUGUAGUAUUUGUGUAAAUGCUUAAACAACAUGAAUGUAAAUGUGCCAUUAAACAUUUAAAAUAA
Misgurnus anguillicaudatus (oriental weatherfish) is the source of this 1355-nucleotide messenger RNA. Lineage: Eukaryota; Metazoa; Chordata; Actinopteri; Cypriniformes; Cobitidae. The record is from RefSeq and is a predicted model, not a curated record.